Papilio machaon (common yellow swallowtail) is the source of this 1814-nucleotide messenger RNA. It is a transcript of the gene orb, whose product is annotated as cytoplasmic polyadenylation element-binding protein 1-B. Bases 102 to 1814 code for a protein of 570 amino acids. The transcript is spliced from 13 exons. Gene Ontology annotation, biological process: negative regulation of cytoplasmic translation. Gene Ontology annotation, cellular component: synapse; nucleus; cytoplasm. Gene Ontology annotation, molecular function: ribosome binding; mRNA 3'-UTR binding; mRNA regulatory element binding translation repressor activity. The record is from RefSeq and is a predicted model, not a curated record. NCBI's taxonomy places the organism in Eukaryota, Metazoa, Arthropoda, Insecta, Lepidoptera, Papilionidae.
AGCCGUGACAACGUACUUGAAAGCUGAAACGCUGCCCGUUUGGCUACUUAAAAUAAAGUUAGUUUUUCGUCGCCAAAUUUAGUGAAGAUUCUCCGGCACAUAUGCCGUUCGUACAUCAGGAUAAAACUCGCGAGGGCGGCGGUUCGAGGGAAAACCGCCGCUCCCUGACUAAUUUCAUCGGAUUCGACUCCCUGCAGCUGUCUGAACAGGCUGGCUCUUCGAAUAGUGAACACGACUCUAUUGAUGGGCCUGUGCCGGGCGUACCUGGCAGCUCUGAGAAGCCUCGCCAGUGGGAGCAAUGGAAGCCUGCCAGUCCUGAGGCGGCGCAGACCCCGCGGAGCCUUGUGCCUUCGGGCUGCUUCCCGCCCGGGCCCGCGGGCUUCGCUAGUUACAGUGAAAACGCCCGGCCUGGUAGCUGGGCGGACGACGGCGCCGGCACGUGGCCAGAGGACAGUUCUCUGGAAUGGACGGAGGUCCCCAACCAGUACACCGACCUUGUCUCAUCAAUGAAGACCUUGUCUAUGUCCGCGGCGGACUUCUCCCGCGGCAACCGCAGCCCCCGCAGCCCCGGUGCACUGCAGCUCGGACAGGACCACUUCCUUAGCGAGGGGAACGGUGUCAAUAUGCAGCCACCUUGGCCGCCGGAGCAGGCCUCGACGUCUAUGAUAAACAGUGCCCCGGUCAAAACAUAUAUACCGAGCGGCAGUCGCGGCUGCAGGUCCGAGCCGCUGCGGUGGUCGGGGCGGCUGCCGGCGCGAGGCGUUGACGCCAGCGGUGGCUACUCCUCCAAGGUGUUCGUGGGCGGUCUGCCCUGGGACAUUACUGAGGAUGACCUGCUAUAUUCCCUCAGGAAUUUCCAGCCAGUACGUGUGGAGUGGCCGGGACGCGAGGGUGUGGGCGGAGUGGGCGGGGCUGGGGGCUCUGUGGGCGGGGCGGAGACGUCACCUCGCGGCUACGCGUACGUGACGUUCGAGAGCGAGCGUCGCGUGCGCUCUCUGCUGGCGGCCGCGCGCUGCGACGCCGGCAACUGGUACUACCGCGUCUCCUCCCGCAACAUGCGUAACAAGGAGGUGCAAGUGAUCCCGUGGGCGGUGUCGGACUCUAACUACGUAUGUGGAGGCUCCGUGCGCCUAGAGCCGCGCCGCACCGUGUUUGUGGGCGCGCUGCACGGCAUGCUCGGCGCCUACGGGCUCGCGCUCAUCAUGAAUGAUCUGUUCUCCGGCGUCGUGUAUGCAGGUAUCGACACUGAUAAGAACAAGUAUCCAAUCGGUUCUGGCCGCGUGACAUUCAACAACGCGCACUCCUACUUACGCGCCAUCGCCGCUGCAUACAUAGACAUCACCACAGACAAGUUCUCAAAGACCGUACAAGUUGACCCAUAUCUAGAGGACGCUAUGUGUUCCGUAUGCAACCUGCAGCAGGGACCUUACUUCUGCAGGGAUCCGCUCUGCUUCAGAUACUUCUGUCGCGCAUGCUGGGCAUGGCAGCACCGCAAUGUGAGCCACAAGCAGCUCAUGCGCUGGUCCAAGAGCAGCGCAGGCGCAGGACCACGCCACGCCCCUUCACACGCCCCGCACGCCCCGCACGCCCCGCACGGCCCGCACAACGCCCCCGCCCUGCGCGCCCCAGCCUCGCCCCCCGCAGCCGCACAGCCUCCAGCACUAGGAGAACCCUCGUAUAAUGGAUACGCAGUCUCUUGUGACGGAACUCCUUCACCAGAUCUGAGUGAAUUCGAAGUAUCGAGUGGUGUGUCUUCUCACAACCACUUCGAGGUGCCCAAGUUGAGUGACACUAACAAGGAGCCAUGGGAAUAA